UCACGUUUCCUCUUCUAAAAAAAUAAAUAUAGAGAGAAAAACAAAAACAAAAAAUGGCGAGUUCUAAGAGAGAUAUGGAUCGGGUUAAAGGUCCAUGGAGCCCUGAAGAAGAUGAGCUUUUACAGCAACUUGUUCAGAAACAUGGCCCCAGAAAUUGGUCUCUAAUAAGCAAAUCGAUUCCUGGGAGAUCCGGCAAAUCUUGCCGGUUGCGGUGGUGUAAUCAGUUAUCUCCACAGGUGGAGCAUCGGGCUUUUACGCCUGAAGAAGAUGAGACUAUUAUUCGGGCCCAUGCCCGAUUCGGUAACAAAUGGGCUACUAUAGCCCGACUUCUUAAUGGGAGGACUGAUAACGCUAUUAAGAAUCACUGGAACUCUACCUUGAAGAGGAAGUGUUCAUCGCUUAGUGCCGAUGAAGGGAACGAACUCGCCGAUCAAAUUUUUGAAAAUCAGCAGCCGCCGUUGAAGAGAUCUGUUAGUGCCGGAUCCGCUAUGCCGGUUUCGGGUUUUCAUUUCAGUCCAGGUAGCCCAUCGGGUUCGGAUAGUGAUUCGAGUCUUCAUGUUACGUCGUCGUCUCAAUCUCAUGUGUUUAAGCCUGUUGCUAGAACCGGCGGCGUAUUCCCGCAGUCGAUCGAUAUCUCAUCUCCGCCUGUUGAUCCUCCCACCUCCCUAAGCCUUUCGCUUCCUGGUGUUGACUUGGCUGAGUUCUCUAAUCGUUCGGCCGAUUCGACUCAGUCGAAAAAUCCUUUUCAGUUGCUGCUUCCACCGAUGCAGAUUCCCCCACCGCCGCCACCACCACCACCACCGCCGCCGCAGGCAACGACGGUACCUUUCGAACGAGUUUCUGCAAUUCAACAGUCUCUUCAGAACCCUGAUUUCGGGAAGAACGCAGGAGGAGAACAGCCAGACAAGGUAUUUGUGCCGUUUAGCCAGGAGUUGUUAGGGGUGAUGCAGGAGAUGAUAAAGACGGAGGUGAGGAACUAUAUGAUGGGAGUUGAACAAAAGCAGCAGUUUCAGCAGCAGCAGCAGCAUUAUCAACAACAACCGCAGCAGUUUCAGCAACAAAACCAUCAAUUGCCAAGUGGUUUAGGGCUUGGAUUGUGUAUGCAACAAGCUUCUGAUGGAUUCAGGGAUAGAGCUGCUAAUCGCAUGAGACUAAGCAAAUUCGAUUAGUGAAACGGAGAAAGAAACCGCCUUUGUUUCAUUCUCUCUUUGUUUUUAGGGCACAUGUUGUUAGCUCUUUAAGCUUCAACUGUGGAAUCGUCAAAAGAAGAAAAUAGUUUUCGGUGGAGUAUUGUACAGGGCGAGGGAGAGUUUAUAAAAUCAUGUUCCAUUGAUGGCAGAAAUGCAAAGCUGGGACUAAUAAGAAAAAAAAUAAAUACUAAAAGAUAUAAAAAAAGAAGAAGGCGUUUUGUUAAUUUAUAUGCAGGCAGAUUUAGAAACCAAGAAAAAUUUAGCUUUAAGUAAAUAUGUUCUGAGAAAACAUCUACCGCCAAAGCAAGGAAGGAUUUGAAUGAAGCAAAGUUAUUAACUUUAUUAUUUUCUGAA
Solanum tuberosum (potato) is the source of this 1544-nucleotide messenger RNA. Lineage: Eukaryota; Viridiplantae; Streptophyta; Magnoliopsida; Solanales; Solanaceae. The record is from RefSeq and is a predicted model, not a curated record.